AUGUUCUUGGUCUACACGUCCGCAAAUGGAAACAACGUGACUCUGUCGCCUCGAACAGCCAGCGGAUAUGUUCCUCCGGACCUCAACAGUGAGGCUCAGGUCACGUUGCUCGAGGGAUCAGGCGUUGCGAACGGUAUCAUGACCGCAAAUGUAAAGUGCUCCAAUUGCAACAGUUGGUCUGGCGGGACGAUGGACUUCAAAUCGUCGAAAGGAAACUGGGUCUACGCGUUCAACCCAUCGAACGGUCCCAAGAACUCCGACUCUCAAUCCGCUUCGAUACGACAACACACUGGACAUGACACCUUCUCCUGGGACUUUGCGACUGCCAAGGGCGGAAACAGCGUAAACCCCCUUCUCACCGCCGCCCCAGUUGCACCCGGUGCUGGAUCAGGUGCUGGACCUGCUGGCCCUGGAAACGCGAGUGGGGGUCCUGGAGGCAUCACUUCUACCGGCGGUGGGAGCAGCAACAGGAGAGCUAUGCUCAUUGCACACGGUGUUCUUGCAUCUCUUGCUUUUGUCAUUCUCUUCCCAGCUGGAGCCAUCGCAAUCCGCCUUGCUUCUGUCCCUGGCAUCGCCUGGAUCCACGGUGGCUUCCAAAUUUUUGCCUACAUGGUAUACAUUGCUGCGGCUGGACUUGGUAUCCACCUUGCAUGCGGACUGGGCUUGCUGAAGAGCUACCACCCCGUCAUCGGCUUGGUGGUACUGGCUGUUCUCUUUUUUCAGCCGAUUCUUGGCGCCGUGCAUCACAGACUCUUCAAGGUGCACAAUGGCCGCACUCUCUGGUCCUAUGGACACAUCUGGCUCGGCCGUGCUGCGAUUACUCUUGGUAUAAUCAACGGAGGUCUUGGCCUUCGUCUCGCCAACAACACAAACUCAGGCAAGAUUGCGUACGGUGUUAUCGCUGGAUUCAUGUGGUUGGCUUGGGUUGCUGCUAUGGUCAUUGGAGAGAAGCGCAGAAAGACGGCAGUUCAUCACAAGGAGAGAACUGGCUCGGACGGCAGUGAAGGUGCGGUCGUGCCUCCUACCAACGGCCACUAUGAGCCCAAGCAGACGCGCAUCACACAUCUGUUCACGAUGGGAGAGUCCAGGGUACGUCACACGGACGGCCUCAAGAAGAAGCAGGCGGGUGCUAAUACAUGCUUCAGCGCAGCACUAUGCCAGAUCUUCGACAGCAUCUUCUACAACGCAGAUGAUGUCCCCAUGUCGCGAGUCAAGUUCAAUGCCAACACGGAGUAUGCAUAUCUGCAGAAUUUCAAGAUAUUGCAAAACACGUUCGCCAAGCACCAAGUCGACAAGCCCAUCCGUGUUGAGUCACUCGUGAAGUGCAAGAUGCAGGACAACCUCGAGUUCCUGCAAUUCGUAAAGCAAUACUGGGACCAGCACUUUCCUGGCCACGAAUACGACCCCGUCGCACGCCGCAAGGGCUCGGGCGCUAUGCCCGCUUCCGGAGGCGGUGCACCGCGUGCCGCACCCGCCGCUGCCCGAAGAGCGCCGGCCGCCAGCAACACGGCCGCGCCUAGGACGCGCACACCGCUCGCUGCUGGAGGAGGAGCUGCCAGUGCUGCGCUGCGGGAAGAGAACAAUCAGCUGAAGGAGACAGUCUCUGGCCUUGAGCGUGAACGGGACUUCUACUUCAGCAAGCUCCGCGACAUUGAGCUGCUCAUUCAACAAGCGAUGGAGGCCGAUCCUGAGCUCGAGAAGGAUGAGGGUCUGCUCAAGCAGAUCCAGAACAUUCUGUACUCGACCGAAGAGGGCUUCGAGAUCCCGCCAGAGGCUGAGGGUGUUGAGGAGGAGACGUUCUAG
Parastagonospora nodorum SN15 is the source of this 1803-nucleotide messenger RNA. RefSeq lists its product as hypothetical. The transcript is spliced from 6 exons. The record is from RefSeq and is a predicted model, not a curated record. Gene Ontology annotation, molecular function: microtubule binding. Lineage: Eukaryota; Fungi; Ascomycota; Dothideomycetes; Pleosporales; Phaeosphaeriaceae. Bases 1 to 1803 code for a protein of 600 amino acids.